ACGAGGGGCGGGUAUUGCCUCUCAGUACAUAUCCCUUGCCUGUCCUCUGAACUUUGAGACAGCCACAAGCAUCACUCACAGAGAUGCAGCAGACUGGAAAUUAAACAAAGCAACUCUUUAGUACAACAGCUAGUAAACGUCGCUUUCCACAAACCGCCUACUAUGGACGAUUACCAUCUUUUCUGUGCAUCGUGUCGAAAAACGGAGAAAAGACAAACAACGAUGUGCUCACUGAUACUCUUCAUUCUGUCAUUGUUCAUGUUGGCAUCCCCCGUAGCAACGGCGGAGACACUUUGCGGUGGAGAACUUGUGGAUACUCUGCAGUUCGUGUGUGGAGAAAAUGGGUUUUAUAUCAGCAGGCCGAACAGAUCAAACAGCCGCCGUCCUCAGAGAGGAAUAGUGGAAGAAUGCUGCUUUCGUAGCUGUGAGCUGCGUCUGUUGGAGCAGUACUGUGCAAAACCUGUAAAGUCUGAGCGAGAUGUUUCCUCCACCUCGCUGCAGGUCUUCCCAGUGUCCCAGUCUCUACACAAGGACAUUUCAGGAGGGCCUCUUGGUGUGAAGUAUUCCAAAAAUGAAGUGUGGCAAAGAAAGCCUGCCCAGAGGUUAAGGAGAGGGGUCCCAUCAAUCCUGCUUGCCCAAAAGUUUAGGAGGCAGGUGGAGAAAAUCCAAGAUGAGGAGCAAGCCAGUUUCCACCGCCCCCUCGUGACUCUCCCCAACAGACACCGUGAAAUCCUUCCAUACAUCCAGAUCAACACGUCCCACAAAUGAUGGCCAGCCUUCCUAAAUGGCAAUAAACAAGGGAUUAUAGCCAAGUCUUGGUCAGUAGAGGCACUUUUUUCAUGAACCACACCACUCAGCCACCGUCUUUGUCAAAUCCAGAUUAUGAACACUGUGUAUUAUCAGCCUUCGAAAUGCAAGAAGUUAACGUUGAAAGUGAAUGUAAUGCGACAGGAGAGAUGAAUGCAGUCUUGGUGAAUAUCAUGGGGAUGCCCAGAACUGAUGCUGAGGAAGUUGCCAGAAUCUUGCUUUGCUUGAUUGUGAAUGUCAUAUUUUAAGGAAUGAAAUUAUCGAGAUUAGAGUCCUUUACCUGCACCUUUAGAGUGCCACACCUUUGGCAUAUAGACAGAAGUAAGGAAAAUGUUGUCUGGCUGUGCAAAGCCAAGGACUGAUGUUAACAGCACUAUUUUUUUUUUUUUUUUGUGGACUGCUAAAUAUGAUAACAUUAUGGUGCUAACUUUGCAAAAGGACUCACAAGGAGUUUGCUAAAGAGUUUUUCCGUUUUAGGAAAA
Rhinichthys klamathensis goyatoka is the source of this 1289-nucleotide messenger RNA. It is a transcript of the gene igf2a, whose product is annotated as insulin-like growth factor 2a. Gene Ontology annotation, cellular component: extracellular region. Lineage: Eukaryota; Metazoa; Chordata; Actinopteri; Cypriniformes; Leuciscidae. Bases 163 to 768 code for a protein of 201 amino acids. The record is from RefSeq and is a predicted model, not a curated record. Gene Ontology annotation, molecular function: hormone activity; growth factor activity. The transcript is spliced from 4 exons.